AUGCGCGUCAUCUCGUUGGUCGCUGCGCUGCCCGCGCUCGCUGCUGCUCAAGCCCAGAUCCCCCUGGGCGACCAGGUCCGAGGCUGGUUCGACAAAGUCAAGUCGUUUGUUCCAAGUACACCACCUGCCCCUGCCGCAGUUCCCGUGGAGAACGUCGCUCAGAAGGCUGCAGGCAAGAUCGCCGAGAAGGUCGUCACCCCCUUGAACCUUAACAACUGGGAUUCUGUCUUGGAGCCAUCCGCUCAGCCCCAAGAAUGGCUUGUUUACGUGACCGGAGGCAACAAGACCUGUCUCGGUCGAUGUGGACAGCCUGACAAGGCUUGGAACGAUUCCGUCCCUCUGUUUGCCGCUGACCCUACCUCCCCCAACUUGGCCACCCUGGACUGCGAAAAGGAGUCUAUCCUGUGCUCGGUCUGGGCUGCCGGACCUCCUACUGUCUGGCACUUCCAGCUCCCCCAGGUGCACCCGGGAGAGGCUCGCCCGCCUGUUCCCCUGCACAUUGUCAACUUGAACCACACCACCGUCACCCCGGAAACAGUCUACGAGAUCCACGGCGAGAAGACAUGGCAGAAGGAGGAUGCCUACGAGGGCCUCCUCCAUCCUUUUGACGGCCAACUUGCCGAGUAUGGAUUGAACGUGCCCCUGGGUUAUGUCAUGUACGGAUUCUCGGUCGUUCCCAGCUGGCUCAUGAUGAUCGGCAUCAGCUUCCUCAGCAGGACCGUUAUGGGCCGUCGGAUGCGCAACCCAGGUCAAAUUGCCGGCCGCGGUGGCAACUAG
This is a messenger RNA of Talaromyces rugulosus, 777 nucleotides long. RefSeq lists its product as uncharacterized. The coding region runs from base 1 to 777 and encodes 258 amino acids. The transcript has 3 exons. The record is from RefSeq and is a predicted model, not a curated record. Lineage: Eukaryota; Fungi; Ascomycota; Eurotiomycetes; Eurotiales; Trichocomaceae.